CGACAGCCCUAGUAAACUUUUAAGAAGCGACUAGAUCUGGCACAAAUAUAACAGUGUUGUGCCUAUUUCGCUGUUGAAGUUUGUAGGAAGCUAUAGGUUGAUGUAAACAAGUUCUACUUCUUCGACGAGGAGCCAUGGUGAGGUUGUGAAGUUUGACGGUGUUCGCUUGUUUGCAUCGCAGACAGUGUUGUUCGAAUAUUUUGGAACGGGAAAAAGGCGCCGCUUCGAAACUUUUAAGAAAACGAAUUGUGACUUCAAGCUGACAGAAACAAUACGUUAUAUCAACUAGUGCUCGCUAGCCAGAAAAAUUGGUCGCCUUUUAAAUCCAAAAUGAACGGGUUAAAGAAUUACGACGAUUUCAAUCAUAUCGGGACCGGCGCUUUUGGCACAGUCUUCAAAGCGCGGGACAAGAAAAAUGAAGGAAGAUUCGUUGCUCUUAAGAAGGUGCGGAUGGCGAUAACUGAUGAUGGAGUUCCUCUGUCAGUAUUGCGUGAAAUCGCACUUUUGAAGCAGCUUGAGGCAUUCAGUCACAAGAACAUCGUACAACUCUACGACAUCUGUCACGGAAGGCGUGGAAACAAUGACCUCGUAAUCUUUCUCGUACUGGAGCAUGUUGAUCAAGACUUAGCCACUUUCCUUGAGAAGUGUCCCCCGCCCGGACUUGAAUCCAGUUUGAUAAAAUCACUUUCGCACCAAAUGCUGACCGGUAUCGAGUUUCUGCAUGCAAACAGAAUCGUACAUCGUGACCUUAAACCACAAAACAUACUUGUUACCGAUCGGUACGUCGUCAAAUUGGCCGACUUUGGCCUGGCUCGCAUCUACGAAUAUCAGAUGGCUCUCACACCUGUCGUUGUCACCCUUUGGUACCGACCUCCUGAGGUACUUCUGCAAUCAGUUUACGCCAGUCCAGUGGAUUUGUGGUCUUGUGGAUGCAUUAUUGCAGAGCUAUUCACACGCAAACCGCUCUUCCCAGGAAGUUCAGAGGGCAGUCAACUGGGCAAAAUUCUUGAGAUUAUCGGAACGCCAUCUAGAGAAAGCUGGCCACAAGACGUUUGCAUGGCCUGGGAGCAUUUCAGUAACUUUGGAAAAGGGGAGGAUCUCGCAAAUCUGAUUCCUGAGGCGGAACCAGCUGCAAUUAAUCUCAUCCGUGCGCUCGUAGAAUUCGAUUAUAGAAAGCGACUUACCGCGGAGGCGGCCCUCAGACAUCCCUUUUUUGAUGGGUUCGAGCCGGAGAAAGAUUAAUUAAAUAAGCGCAUAGACAGAGCAUCGCCGAAUUAAGAAAUGCAUUAUAAUCAUUAUUUUAGGUGAAAAAUGUACUGCCGAAAUCGAGUCAAUGAAAAAUAGUUUUAACCUAGUAAGCCGAUCUCGUGGCUACGCGUGGCUUGUUUAAUAAGUGGCACACGGCAACGCAUCUCCAAGCGAAAUCAACGGGCCGAUCUAAGCGCUUUGAGGUACUUCAGAAGAAUCAAAUUGAUAUUAGACAUUUAUUUAGUCCUUCUGAAGAAAAAAUAAGGGCAUUAUCAAACACAAAUGCUACGUAACAAGUCACAUUAAUUGCAGGGACAACAGAGUAAUCAAUGUUUGUAUGAAAUGAAUUCACAUUAUCAUAGUGACUACUUUUUACUAAGCUGGAUCGCAUAGGUGCGAGUGGCUCCAUCUGCUCUAUACAGCUUGCGAAGUUGGCAUGAAAUAUUUUCUACUUAGCAUUCGAAGGUAGACUAUAAGCUACAUUGUACUCCCUUGCUAUUCCUAUAAUAUUUUCUUCGAAAGAUCUUGCCGAAAAAUCCUUUUACGGGCAUUUCAACGGUUGCCAAUGGCUCGAACAUGUUCAUAGGUAAACGUAAAUUGUGGCUAUUUUAUGUUGGAAAAAAUAUGAUAUUACACAUUACAAAAACGCAUAUGUGUACACAACAUUUUCAUGUAAAUGAUAGCUGCUUUUUGGCUAUGUGCAUAACAACAAACACAGGCAUUAUGUUCUUAUAUUAUAUACAGCACGGAUGAGCACUACAGACCCCUAUAUACUGAGAAAGUACCUUCUGAGAGGGAUCAUAGGUCGAUUAGGCCGCCUUACGACACCAUCAACAGAUUUCUAAACUAGCAUUGCAUCGGCGAUUUACCAACAAAAUCAGAUUGUGUCAUUCAUAUACAGAGGUGGCAUAUAUUAUUUAAGUAAGAUUGAGAGUUGCCCUUAGAAAAUACUGCCAUGCACUAUUAGUAUGCUACCCAAUUAUCAUAUUUUGAAGUCAUUAUAGUUGAUGAAAAAAAUUAUUUAGAGAUUGCUAUAGAGUUCGUUCAUCUAAAGGAGAACAUUUUUGAUAAUAAAAAGACCAACAUCUGUUAUUCCGUAUUGUAAGGAUUUGUAUUUACUAGAUAAAACGCUUGUUGUAGGUAUCAUGACUGAUCGACGUGUUCGACCAUAUAAAGCAAACGUGAUGUGUACACAUUUUCACAUAUCACAGAGUAACCUAAAAAUAUAUACGUUAGUGCCAACUACCUGAAUUUACUGUAAGUAUAUUGCUUUAUGAUGCAUUCGUGAAGACGUUGGUGAAGAUGGCAAGUUCUAUGUCCAAUAGAACGGAGCAUCUGUGUUCUAUUAUCGUGAUAUAAAAACUUUUCUUGGUGAGAAUUUGUCAAACAGGUGGGUUGGACGAUGAGGCGCCAUAGAAUACACCGCGUGCUUCCUAGGCCUGAAGUAAAUGGAUUUAUUCUUGCGGAAUUAUUUUAAAAAUGAUGUCUAAGUCAGCAUACGAUAGAAGAUAAAAACCAUAAUUGAAUAAAAAUGUGAAUACCGAACAAAAAGUGUUGAAGUUUGUAAAUUAAUAGUCCACUAUUGUCAACAGUGUACCGACUAGAACGUUAAUCAUUUUUAAUAUCUGCGGCAGAAGGAGAGGGUAUACAUAUUAUGUAGAUUUUUUGC
Messenger RNA from Varroa destructor (honeybee mite), 2917 nucleotides. RefSeq names its product cyclin-dependent kinase 6-like. Gene Ontology annotation, cellular component: nucleus; cyclin-dependent protein kinase holoenzyme complex; cytoplasm. NCBI's taxonomy places the organism in Eukaryota, Metazoa, Arthropoda, Arachnida, Mesostigmata, Varroidae. Gene Ontology annotation, biological process: protein phosphorylation; G1/S transition of mitotic cell cycle; signal transduction. The record is from RefSeq and is a predicted model, not a curated record. Gene Ontology annotation, molecular function: cyclin-dependent protein serine/threonine kinase activity; cyclin binding; ATP binding.